Molecule: messenger RNA, 2790 nt
Organism: Lagopus leucura (white-tailed ptarmigan)
Lineage: Eukaryota; Metazoa; Chordata; Aves; Galliformes; Phasianidae
Gene: MAP10
Product: microtubule associated protein 10
Biological process (GO): mitotic spindle midzone assembly; cytoplasmic microtubule organization; positive regulation of cytokinesis
Cellular component (GO): mitotic spindle midzone; cytoplasmic microtubule; midbody
Molecular function (GO): microtubule binding
Source: RefSeq, a predicted model, not a curated record
AUGCCGCUCCCCUAUUCCACGCGGCUUUACUCAAGCGGGUCCAUCACAGCUCCUCGCCUACAUGGAGCUGGGAGAAAAAAUACGAAUUUAAAAACGCAUCUCCAAGUCUCCGCUAGGACACGGGAGUCCUGGGAGCACCGCUCGUCUCUCUACCGGCGGAGUCAAGGGCUGACGCCCGGACUACAGCUCCCAGCGUCCUUUGCAAAGACGCGUUGUCGAGACAACGACCAAAGGGCGUCCUCGGGGCGCGGGAGCGCCGGCCCCUCCCGCCGCGUGAGCCGCGCUUCUCUCGCGAGAGCCACGCUUAAACUGCGGCAAACUCUCGCGAGAGGGGCGCGCGGGGCCGUCAUGUCGGCGGCGUGCGGCGGCGAUGGGCUGUUCGCGCUGGAGGUGCUGGUGGAGGCGGUGCGGGUAGCGGCCUCGGGCCCCGCGCUGCGUCCGGCCGUGGCGCUGCGCCUCCUCGGUUUCCCUACCCUUCUGCUGCGCCCCGCCGCCUCCGCCCCGCCGCUCCGGCCCGGCCGGGCCUUCCCCUUCGGCCGCGGCAAACGCUGCCUCUUCCGCUGGCGCCGCGACUCGCUUUGCGCCGCGCUCCGCCGCCAGCCGCUCCGCGCCCUGUUGCUGGCGCUGCCAGCCGGGCUCGCUCCGGAGUCCCCCCGCCUCCUAGGCAGCUGCAACGUCUCGCUGGCCCCCGCCGCCGCCGAGGUGCCGCAGCGGCCCGAGGAGCCUGUCCGCUGGGGCCGCCGCGGCCGCUUCCCGCUCAGGGACGCGGCGGGCCGCACGGUCGGGGAGCUGGUGCUGGGCUUCCGCCUCAGCAGCCUGGAGACCGGGGAACGGUCGGGCCCCACCACGCCGCCCCGCGCCUCUCCUGCGCCGGAGGACGAGGAGGAGGAGGAGGCGGAUGAGGAGGAAGAAGAAAAAGAGCGAGGCGAGGAGGACGGCAACAUCAUCUGCCCUCCCGUGCUGUAUUACAGCCGUGAGCCGGCUGAGCCUCAUCUGCCACCAGCAGCAGCCAUGGGGUGCUGGCAGCAUGUGGUACAAAGCCCACAAGAGCAAAGUGAGGUCCAGAGCCCCCCACGCCCCAGUGGUGGGCCCUCCUUGCUACAGCCCAGCAGCCCCCAGCAACUCCACAGCACCCUGGCGCAGUUGCCGCUGCUCAGUGCCUUGCUGGCAGAGCUGUCUGUGCUCACCCGCUCUGCUACACCUGCUGCUGUCCAUCCACAUCUGGCCUGGCUCUAUCAGGCCCCAGGGGACUGUGGCAAGGGUCCACGGCCAUCCAGCCAUUCCCCUGCCCUCAAGCCUGCAGAGGUGCCGGUGAGGCCAAGCAGGAGCAGUGAAGCUACCAGCUCUCAGUUCAAGCAAAGCCAGCAGCAGACUACCUUACCAGGGUCUUCUCAGGCUAGGAAAAGAUCUAAGAAAGCUGCACCCCAUGAAGAGACAAAAUCUGAAAAAAACUUCAAAACUAAGGAAAACACACCUCCCAGAAGGAAACUGUUGUAUGGGCUGACAAAUACACUGAGGUUACGGCUGCAGCAAAACAAUCCUGAUAAGCUGAUACAGCUUGAAAGGAGAGAACAGUACAGAAAAAAGCAAGUAGAGAUGUUGAAGGUGAGAAGCCCAUUAUCCAAAAGAAAGCUGCUCAAAAAUGCUGAAGAACAGUGUAUGGUUUCUCACAGGCAGUGUUCCAAGGGAGACAGUUCAAAGCAGAAUGGUCAGGUUGAUGAAACUGUUGAGACUUCAUUACAAAACAAUGCUCUCAAUGAGUACUUUUCUGGUACAGGUGUUUUUCCUGACCUACAGAAGCAGUCUGCUGAAAGUCCGAUGAGGAACAAUGGGUUUGCAAGCAAAGAACAUCCAUGCAAAUCAACAGUAGCCUCCUUACAGGAGAAAACUAUAUUAAAGUUUACUCACAAAGAAAAGGACUUGAAAGUUCAGCUCCCAGAAGCUUUCGCAUCAGAUGCUAGUGUGAAGGGAAGCAAUGAUAAUGAGGAAGCAAUACACUUCAUCCAUCCUAAAAUCAUGGAGCACGAUAAUUCCUCUGUUGCAAGUGAUCAGAAACGAAGCCCCAGCAGAACUGCUGAAAAAAGCUCUGAAUUCAUAUACUCAGAUGACUUUGUUGCUAGUCCUGACAACAUAGUUUAUUCAGAAGAUUUCACCAGUGCUGAGUGUACAGACAGAGACUUGGAAGCUCUUGACAGCAGUCCUGAACCUCUCUGGCUUGAAAGCCCAAACCGACCUUGGUCAGAUACAGAAGUGGAAUCCAGCAGGUCCAGAGUUUCAAAAGCAAGUGAAAGAGCUGAAAGUACGUCAGAUCUUCUGCCAAUGCAUUCAUCUUCAUCACCAGUCUCUUCUUUGAAGAGAAACCAUGGCUUGAAAAACAGCAAAGGAACUGGUGGUGAAUCUGUUGAUUUACUUAAUGACACCUCUCUCUGGGCAGGAUUAUUAGAUGAAGAGCAGGAAGCCCAUCAGGUUGAUAAGGAAGAGAACAGAGUUGAUGAGCAUAUUAAACAAGCAUCUAUACUGAGAAGUGAGCAAGUUAGCUCUGAUACUGAUCUGAAUAUAGGAAAAGGGCAGACCUCUGCAGAAAACAGUCAGUCAGUAACUGAAGUGUGCUCCUACUUACCACGUAACUUGUCUGGUCUUGAACUUAGUGAUGUGGAAAACAGUAGGUCUGGCAAAGAUGAUGAUGUUUUGGGAGACCUACAUACUCAAUACAAAGAUAUCAGUGAACUUGUAAUAAACAAUCUUCCAGGAUACACAGUGUAAUUUUAAGUUGUCACUGUCUGGAUUAAA